GGCAGCUGCUCUACACGACCCACUUACUUUAUUCUGGAUCUUGAGACGGCGUUCUGAGCAGCGGCUCGCAAACGUACUCCUGUUUCAGAUGUCAGUUGUAUCUCCGAGGACAAGCUCUUCUUUUCAUCUUGUGCUCAGAAGAUGUUCUUCGCAAUCGGAAACGUAGCCGUGGAUACUUCGGUCAGUUGUGUGAUUCAGUGAAUGCUAUAUAGUUCGUGUAUAUCUGAUUCUUUUUGAAUUCUGCGUUUAUAAAAGAAGGGAAUUCACAAUAAUGGAAUAAAUCGUUAAGAGUUGAACAUCGCGAAUGUUUAAAUCAAUGGUUUUAUUAUUGUUCAGAUUAGAUAUGAAACACUUUGCAUUAACUAUUUGCUUAUAGAGAUUUUAAUUUAGUUUCAUGACUUCUGUUUUUAUGAAACAGCUCUUAAACGGAGAAGUCAUUUAUUGAACUCUUAGACAACGAAUGUUUCAAAGUUAUAACUUUUUCUGCAAAAUGAAGAAUUGUAUAAUUUAUCAUUCGACGAUGCGCUGGAUACUUGUAACUGUUAUGGCUUUUAUCUUAACUUCUGUUAGUUCUGAAAAUUCUGAGUCUUUGAGCGUUGAAGAUAUUGUCAAAGGACUCCAAACAGAGUUGAAAGAAUUACAGAAAGUUCGACAACAAGACAGUGAAACUAUUCGGAGAUUAGAAGAGAAAGUACAACAUUACGCCCCGACAUCUUCGCCAAAUGAAGAUUCAGCUUCUGAAUUCGUGAGACUGACAGAGGCUUUCUCGGGAAUGGCUGGGAAAGAAGCAUGGAGGAAUGUAAAGGCAAUGAACCAUGAUGCGACUCAGGUGCAGGGUAGGGACUCGAAAGAGAUGACUUCAGGCCGUCAUCUCCGUACCCUUCUGUCAUCUUUAUUGACAGCCUCUGAAGCAGUUGAAGAUCACGAACCGGAACUCAGAACCGAUGCAAUGUUUUUAAGUCAAGAAUUGUUCCGGCUUCGGAAGCAGGUAGAAGAAAGUGAAGCUCGGCGGAAGAAGGAAGAGUUGGCAUCAUCCGGCAGAAUUGCUGUCCGGUGGCUUCAGAGGACAGUCGAAAACUUACGUCAUGAAAUGAGGGAGAUGGCGUCAUCUCUUAAUAUGAGUGCUACUUUGGCAGAAAGAGAGAAGACCAAAACAAGCUUGACUCUUAUGCGGUCAGAUAUGGUUGCUCUUGGACAUCGCAUGGAUAGUGUCCGAGUGGAUCGCGAAAGAAAUGCUGCUCUUAUACAGCAACUGAGGCAAGAUAUGGAUGAACUGAGAACCAGACUUCAGGAGUCUGCUGCAGGACAGCAAAGAAUUUUAGUUGAGAUGGAUGCUUUGAAAGAAGAGUUUAAAGAACAGAUUUUGCUUUCUCAGAAGAGGAGUUUAGAAAUAGCAAAUCAUAGAGACUCUAGCCGAGAAAACAGAACAGAUGAAAAUCAUCACCCAAGACUUCGCCAUGGACACUGGAAAGCAGAAGUAGAUCAUUUGCAAGACAUCAUAGAUAAUCUUGAAAACAGACAAAUAGAUCUUUUGGAGCAAGUGCAAGAUAUAAAGCAAAAUCAGGCUUCUUUUAUCUUGAAAUUUAAUUCUUUAGAGGAAAUCUGUUUAAGAUUUGCAAAUAACUGCGAUCCUUUGCUAUCGGAGCAAAGAAAAACCAGUCAAAGGCUCGAAAUUCUCGAAGGCAUAGUAAAUAAGACUGAGAGCCAAACAAUGGACAUACAAUCUAGAGUAAAUAAUAUCACUUCUUCGGGUAUUAAAAAGCUUCAUGGCUCAACAGUUCAACUUUUCAAGGCUCUGGAGCAUUUAGAAAGUAAUUAUGAUAAGACAACUGCUGACAUACGAAGAGAAAUGUCAAAAUUGGACUAUAAUCUUUCGCAGACACAAUCUGAUUUGGAAGAAUUGCGUGACAGACAAAUAGUCUCUGAACAAACUAUGUCAAACAUGAAAAAUGAUAUCUCAAGUGUUGAAACCGAUUCAAAAAGAAAUCAUUUUCGAAUACUCCUUGUGCAAAAUGCUGUGCUAAAUAGGACGCUAGUAGGUAAUCAGAACAGUAAUAUGAUGGCUAUGCAAGACAUUCGGAUAUCUUCUCUGGAAUCUAAAAUAAAAUCCUUGUCAAACAGCGUCGACGCCGGCAGAACAGAACUCGAAUCUCUGCAUCGUCAAGUGAUGGAAAAAGCUGAUGAUCGAGAGCUAUCAAGGUGGGAGAGAACACAGCGAAAAGUCCGAGAAACGAUUUUAGAGCUCAAAGAAGAUUUACCAAAAAUGAAACGACAGCAAGAAAAAAUAGCAGAAGAGUUAGAAUUGUUUGCUCAAGAACUACCUCAAGACUGCUCUGGAAAUUCGACCUUAGAGCAUAUUUUGGAGAAUAAAAGUGGCACAUACCUAAUUCGACCUCCUGCUGAGCUUUCUCACGAAUCUCCUGUGAAAGUUUACUGUGACAUGGAGACGUCGGAUGGCCAAUGGACAGUUAUACAGAGGAGAAUGAAAGGGGAUCAAAAUUUCAACAAAGACUGGAGCUUCUACAAGAAAGGCUUUGGGGAUGUUUCUGGUGGUGAUUUUUGGAUGGGAAAUGACCUUCUUCACGAUCUUACUUCUUCUGAGGAUUAUGCUCUACGUAUUGAUAUUUGGGAUUCUGCGGGACAAUACAAGUACGCUGAAUAUAGUACGUUUCGUGUUCUUCAUGAGUCGGACAGCUACAGGCUGGUGAUCGCAGGAUACCGAGGGAAUGCUAGUGAUGCUAUGACGUACCACAAUGGAAUGGCGUUUAGCACACCAGACAGAGACAACGAUGCUAGUGAAGCCACUCAUUGUGCAGACUUCUAUAAUAGUGGAUGGUGGUAUAACCAUUGUCAAUAUGUUAAUAUAAAUGGCAGGUAUAAUACUGGCAUCACGUGGUACGAUAUUGAUGCACAUGAAUGGUCAGAAUUAAUGAGGGUAGAAAUGAAAAUUAAGCCUCGAAAAUUAGUAUAUAUAUAAAUGUGAACUAGAACCAAGAAAGAUAUUUUUAUUUUAAAUGUAAGCUUAACAAUUCUAGUCUAUAUCACCUCUCGCUAACUGCGAAAUAUACGUAUUAAGUACAUUUCAAUUUAUCAACAGUGCUCAAAGUUUUAUGAUGAAGAACAAAGGAACGAGAACUCAGAAGGACAGAUCGAAAUGAAAGAUUUCGAAUAAAUAAUAAAACCACAGUCAAGAAGGAGUUAAUAUAUUGGCUUUAUUAUUUUAUUACCAAGGUAUUAAUUUAUUUCUGAACAUGUAUAUACGUAGAAUUUUUUCAUUGUUAAAAUAUUUGACAUAUUUUAUGCUUCUUGCAGUAAUAAAUGUAUAUAGACUUUGACAAUAUUCAGAAUGGAUUAUGUAAGGGAAUAAAUUUCCCAAUAAAUAUAUUUCCAUAAAAUCUAUUUCAUUUUUAAAUCUCUUGGUCCUGUUGCUUUAAGCUAUUUAAAUCUAGUCAUGAAUUCUUGUAUGUAUUGUAUAUUUCUAAACUGAAUUUGUAUAACUAAAUGCUAAUAUUAAAUCAUACACUCAUUGAAUUAUUGCACAGAUAAUACAUUUUUAAAGAGCAGAAUAGCUAUUAAGAAACGGUUUUGACGUUUAUUUGAAUGCACUUAGCUUGAAAAGUAAUACAUCAGCUGAAGAAAGAUAAUAAUAUAAUAGUAUUUUUUAUAGAGAUAUUAAUUGUAGAUUAUGUGAUGAAUCCCUUGUGAAGGUCUCGGAAAUUAGAAGCAUUAUUAUCAAAAGGAUGUAGGAAAUUUUUUUCUACUUUUGGUAAAGCACUUAGAUUUUGUCUGUGUUCUUUUCAUUAUUACCAUUAUGGUGAGACUUUUUUUAAUUAUAAACCAAUUUAAUUUGUAUUUAAACUACAGAUGUUAUCUUUUUUUUUUUUUUUUUUACUGAGUCUUAUGCUAAAAUAAAACUGCUGGCAGCUUUAUACAUUGCUAAAGUUACUGAUUUGUUUUUAUUGGGACUAGUUCAAAGAACGUGAAAAAGACAUGUAAAAACAUUUACAAACAAACUAUGUUAACUUUAUGCAUAAAGCGAGAAAUGAAUAUUACAUUUAGAUGCAAGGACACUUUUAGUAAAUGAUUUCUUCAAAAGAAUAUUACAUGUAUACUAUUAUUUACAAAUAAAUCAAGAGAAAAGUUACGAUACUAUUUAAGUUGCAUUAAUGUUUUCUGUUGGCUUUAUUAUUUUUUUUUUAUUUUAAUAUUAAGAACGUCUAGAUUUUCUUAUUUUCAAUGCC
This is a messenger RNA of Stegodyphus dumicola, 4241 nucleotides long. RefSeq lists its product as uncharacterized. Gene Ontology annotation, biological process: blood coagulation. Lineage: Eukaryota; Metazoa; Arthropoda; Arachnida; Araneae; Eresidae. The record is from RefSeq and is a predicted model, not a curated record.